Molecule: messenger RNA, 3007 nt
Organism: Marchantia polymorpha subsp. ruderalis
Lineage: Eukaryota; Viridiplantae; Streptophyta; Marchantiopsida; Marchantiales; Marchantiaceae
Source: the annotation of a GenBank genome assembly
CUGAACGAACCCUCCUUUCCCUUCCAUCGCCUUCCUUGGCUUGCACUUCUCCUUAGUCUCCGGUUGCCUUCUACUUCAUUCCUUCCUCCUUUCUCUUAACAUUCUCGUCUUUCUCUGGCUUUGCUCCCAUUUGCAUGGGCUGUGUAUUGCAUCAAGCAGUAGCGCUAGUGCUACUUUCUCGUCGAUUUCUGAGCAUACCGUCCUAGACAUCGACACUCCUGGGGCUUGCCGAAGUUGCUUCUGCUGACUUAGAGCCAGAAAUCCAAUCUUGCUGUUUGCAGCUGUCAGUAGCAAACCUGUUUUAGAGAUCCAUUCGAUCAAUUUAAACGCUUCAUCCGAUAUUUACGAUUCAGGGGUCCUGUUCGAGCUCCAGGUGCCCGUCCAUCCAUGUAGUGGGAUUCCAAAAUUAACGCCCAGAAGCUUCUAUGGUUCUGUAAGACGCCAGAGUUCAAACCCUUGGGGCUAGCUGUGCAUUUUUGUUGUCCACAAUGUGCUGCAAUCCGUCGGAUUGAACUGCCGGAGGUUGUUGAAGAAUUGGGUCUGGGAUUAUUGAGCAAGUUGGAAGUUGAUACGUGCCGUGGAAUCAAUUCGGAUUGGUAGCGGGAAGCUUGAAGCGUCGCCGUUGUGCUGGUUCUUGAUUCAUGCCUUCCGACAAGAUGUUGGUCAGAAUCCGAAGCCGAGAUGGUCUGGAGCGAGUGACAGUGGAUCCUAACGCCACGGUUGGAAAAUUACAACAUGCCAUAGAAGAGAACCUCCAGGUUCCAAUAUCCAACCAGCUCUUAUCUACAAACCAGGGCCUGCUCCUGUCCAAGUCGGCAGAUUUGGCCUCUGAAUUCACAGACAUGAAGGUUCCGUCGGCUUCACUCACAUCUCUGGGAAUUGCCCAUGGAUCGGUGGUCUUCCUCUCUUACAAUGGGGAGAGGGUAAUUGCGGGGCCACCGGUGACUCCGGCAGGCGCAUUUGGCAAGAAAAUGACAAUGGAUGAUUUGAUCGCAAGGCAAACUAGGAUUGAGAGACAGGAGAAACCUCACUGUUGCUCUUUGUCAUUUGACAGAGACGCUGCAAAUGCUUUCCAACAUUAUGUACAUGAGAGUCUGGCCUUUUCUGUGAAGAGAGGAGGUUUCAUGUAUGGUACAGUUGGAGAAGAAGGGGAGGUUAAGGUGGAAUUUAUAUAUGAACCUCCUCAGCAUGGAUCAGAGGAAAGCCUUCUCCUUUUGCGGGACCCAGAAGAGGAAAAGAAUGUAGAAGCCAUUGCCACAGGACUAGGAAUGAGAAGAGUGGGUUUCAUUUUCACUCAAACGGUGAGUCAGAACAAAAGGGAUUACACACUGUCGAGUGUGGAGAUUAAACAGGCGGCUGAGCUCCACGCAGAAAGUGGAUUUGAAGGUUGGGCCACAGCGAUUGUGAAGCUGGAAGUCAAUGAAGAAGGCGGGGCCGAUGUACAUUUUGAAGCAUUUCAACUCAGUGACCAGUGCGUGAAGCUUUACAAAGAGGGCUGGUUUGUAGAUAAUGUCCCAAAUCUGGAUCCCAAGCUGUCGAGGAUGAACAAGGAUGUCGUCAUCCUAGGAAAGGACACGCGUGAUGUUGACAACGAUUUCUUCCUCGUGUUGGUCAAGAUCCUAGAUCACCAGGGGCUGUUGACAACUACAUUCCCUAUCGAGAACCGCCAGUCUCCACGAUCUCUACAACAACUGAAGGCACAUCUCGAUCGGAGCAAAAACGUGUCAUAUGUGAAGAGAAUAUCUGACUUCCAUUUAUUGUUGUUGUUGUCGAAUCAUUUCGAUCUCAAUACUGAUGUUCCUCAACUAGCUGAAGUUGUGCGACUACAAAGUCCCGUCCCCGAUGGUUACCAGCUAAUUAUUGAGUCGCUUGCGAGCAACUUUUAGCUUUUCUUCCACAUCUGUAGCUGGCGUGGUAAAUGUGAAGUUAGGUACCCGUAACACCUUGCCUGUGUUGACUGAAUGGACUCAAGGCCAAGAGGCAGUUGGGUGCCAAUCUUUUGCCAGAGGUUGCAGGUGGCCUCAAUAUUGGUCUUGUAAAGUUAGACGUUAGCAUACUCACGAUUCAUUGCAGUCCCCUCUCCAUCGACUGCAAAGCUUUCCCACGCAAGUCUCUCUUCUAAAUGACAGGUUAGUAUGAAGCUCAUGGAAAUGUGAGUCUUUGUCCUGAAAGCAGCUGCGAGCAUGUAGUAUCAAGGACAAGUAUGAGAGAAAAUGAUUCGUCCGAGAGAAGCCAACACAUUUGUGUUAUCACAACGGAGUGUGAAUGAAAAUCCAGGUUCUGGAUGCAAUGAGUUCAAUUUUGAUUCUCAAAGUACAUUCACUUUACUGGUGCACCAGCAUUGUGCUCAACACCCAAGCUCAUGGACAAAAGACGUUUCGGCAUUUGAAUGCUUUGUGAAACAACUCAUCAUCUAUCUAACAUUCAAGAGAAUGUCACUUGGUGACAGUCUCUAUGAAGGAUGAUGAGUAUUUAUUGCACACUACCUGGAGAUACAUAUAUCAAAACCGACAUUCCGACCAGUGAUGGUGGAGAGCAGUGUGUAGGUAACUUGUGAGAUGUCCACUAGCUCGCUCUUUCUCAGACACUUUGUGACAUUUCAAACGAGCUUUUAGUUUUGAGUGUGUUCAACUGCCAAUGAUGAGUGUUUGCAGAGGUUUAUCUUGUUUUAAAUUAUUAGAUGGAAUAUGUGUGCUGUUGGUAGGGUGGAUAAAAGUAUGACUUUCGUUCAUUCUGGCUCGAACUACGUGAAGUAUCUGAGCUCUGAAAGAACGUGUCACUACAUAGAUAAUAUGUCGUGGAGAAACAGAGCCCUAGAUUUCAGAAGGUACUCGUGAACUUGUGGAUUAUAGAUGUGUUAUCUUACAUUUUGCUGGGGUCAUUGUUAGAACUUGAUUAUGUUGUGACAGCCUUAGGGUGGAGAUGCAUACAUCCCUCCGUCGGAGCUUGUCAUCACGAUCUCAGCAUGCAACAAGCGUAAUGAAUGUGGAUCUUCGUUCAGACUCAA